AUGGCUACAAAUGUUUAGUCGAGUUUGCUUUCACUAGCAUAUUGAGCAAAGAAAGCCAGUGCUCUCGGUUAUAAUAACCCACCCCACAGCGCUCCGCCUCCCCCCAUAAAAGCGCGCUCGAUGCGGCAGACGUGCUGUUUCAACGUUUUUCUAAACCGUCCUUGCACCGGCGCGUACCGGCUACGAGCGAAGAGGUGUACGAGCCAAGAAGAGUUAAACAAGAGAACUUCGAGGGGCAAAUAAUAAAAAAAAAAAACAAGUUGAGAAAAACAAGUGAGAAAGAAAGGACUUUUUUCGAACAAAAGUUCCCUAAAACGACCUGUUAUUAGAGUUCUGGUGACAAUUGGCAAUUGAAGUUUCAGGAACUUACUGCUUUGAAAAGUACAUCACUUCUUAAGCCACUGUUACAUUAUUGUAUACCGUCAGAUAGCACCCCACGAUACUGGAAUAAACCACGAGCAAUUUCAGCACGACUCGACUUUGGGGUCUUUUUGUGGUUUUUUAGCUUUGAUUAGCAACGAUUUAAAUAGCGUGUGGGAUCAGAGCAUAGCCUCGUUCAGUACGGAAUUAUAAUGAAGGAACUUUUGUUGAUAGCUUUGCUGUUAUCGACGGCUGUUCGCAGUACAAAUGCGAUCAAUAAUUGUACGGCGAGUUGUCCUAAAAGUCGAAUGUCUCAACUUAACCCAAAUUCACCUGAGGUCCGCAAUGCCCAUAUCCAGGCAAUUAAAAUGAAGAUUCUCAAACAUCUGGGCAGCCAUCAUGCGACGAAUAUAGAAAUGGACCCGAAUCGAUCUCGUGAAGCGCUCGCACUAUUAGCCGGCGAUACACUCGGAGCUGGGCAGAGUCUCCAAAAUAUGUUCACCGAAAGAAACGAGUACGAGGAGGAAUCUAGAAUGGUUGUUUUUGCCGACCAAGAUGUUACGUGUCCAAGCGAAAUACGCGACGAGGCACUUCUCUGUCUUCAAUUCGACAUAUCACGCGUCCUCCAGUCGAGUACGAUCGUUCGCGCUGAAAUUGGCAUCUUUUUCUUGUCAGGACACAACCAGUCAUUCAACUUGAGAGAAAUACGGAAGAACUUUUUAACUGGUCCCCGUAUUACCGGCGCUUCGUCUCAAGGAUGGGUACGUUUCGACGCAACUUCGUUGGUGGCUCGUUGGGUCAAGGAUACGAGCGAGGGAACAAGGGCUUCGUCAACACGAAUUGUCCAGCUAGCUUGUCCUACCUGUAUUAACGGGACCUUCAAUCAAAUUCGCGAUGCUAAGGAAUCACCUUUCCUCUUCAUUUCUAUCGUUCCGCAAAAAUCCAAUCGACGACUAAAGCGCAGUGUUGAAUGUUCGAUGUCAAACAUGCAGAAAGGUUGUUGCAAAGCUCCGUUCGAGGUCAGCUUUCACGAUGACAUUGGCUGGCGUUGGAUCGUUGUGCCGAAGACGUUCACGCCGAAUUUUUGCCGGGGUCAAUGUGAGCUUGAGGUGAAUAUGCUGGGUCCCCACGGCUUGGCAAAGAACAGCUACAUGAAAGCGUACCCUGUUAGAGCACAGAACAUUGAGUUGGCCAUGUGCUGCGCUCCGAAAGUGCUUAAACCGCUUACGAUUGUAUAUUUCGUCAACAAAGACACCCUUAACGUCACCACGAUACCGGACAUGAUUGUUGAGGAUUGCCACUGUACAUAAAUGGUUAACACGGAACGAACUUCUCCUGUCCCCACACCGCUUCUAACUGUUUAUACAGUUCUUUGAUAAACAGCAAAUCGACCAGUUAGAUCAAUGAUAAAGCAGGCCUCUGAUGCUCGAACGAGCUUUAACCGGUUAUCGCAAUUCAUUCCGCCGAAGAUUCAAACUGUGAAGAUGAGAUCAGGCUAAGCGUCGAUUUUGUCAAACAAAGCGAUACUCUUUCGCUGCGAACGCCACCGUGUGCAGGAUAUAAUGGACUCAAACUUUUUUCUACUUCAAUUAGAUCUACGAUUUGUCUAGCUUUCACAAGAGGUAGAGGUUACCACGUGCUCACUUCCUUGAUCCCGCUUCUCUAAACCAAUGAAAUCCCAAGUGUCCUUUAAGUAUUUUAUAAACUGCUGAUAAGUUAUA
This is a messenger RNA of Varroa destructor (honeybee mite), 2081 nucleotides long. Its product is annotated as transforming growth factor beta-2 proprotein-like. Gene Ontology annotation, cellular component: extracellular region. Gene Ontology annotation, molecular function: cytokine activity; growth factor activity. The record is from RefSeq and is a predicted model, not a curated record. Lineage: Eukaryota; Metazoa; Arthropoda; Arachnida; Mesostigmata; Varroidae.